UGAAAUGACAGUCACUUUCAGGAGGGCUUACAGAGGAAAUAGCAUACACGCACUUUAUUUAUUUUCUUAUUCAGAAGUGACAGUAGUCUUUCAUGUGGCCAGCAGUUCGAGGAUUUGAGUUCUGUUUUAUAAAUACAAUAUUUGCAAAGUAAAUAAGCAGUCUAGCAAGCCUUGUGUCAAAGAAUUCUGAACUUGAAAGAAGCAGGGUCAGAGCAGCUUUGACGGGGAAGGGCAGCAUCAGGAGGACUCGGGUGAGGGUUUGUCCAGUCAGGAUGUCCCUCCUGAAGGAGGCCAGCCCCAGGCUGUGGAGUAUCCGGAGCUCGGAGCAGGUGGCUCUGGCUAAAAGAGCAGCACAGAUCACAGUAGAGCUUCAACAAGGAGUGACAUGGCCUUACAAGAAUGUGAUUGAUUGUUCUUGGGGUGACCUACACAGAGGAGGACUAAAGCCUUUAACUUUUGUCCGCCAGGUUGUUGCAGCCUGUUUGUACCCCUCUUUGCUAAACUGUGAGGUGCUGCCUGUUGAUGUACAACAGAGAGCCAAGGGCUUGUUAGAGGAGUGCGAUGGUGGAAGCGUAGGCUCAUACACCUCAACUUCUGGGAUCCCCAAAAUUGUACAGAGUGUGUCUGAGUUCAUUUCACAAAGAGAUGGGAUUGGGCCAUCCUCACCAGAGAACAUUUUUAUCACCACUGGUUCUCAGCAUUCCUUUAUGAGGGUGCUGAAGAUUUUGGUCAAGGAUGAAGGCUCCAUACAGACUGGCGUGCUUUCGCCUGUACCCUCACAUCCCGACUUCAACAUGGCACUGUCAAUGCAAGGAGGUGCCAUGGUGCCUUACCACCUGUGUGAGGAGCAGGGCUGGGAACUGAAAGUGGAUGAGUUGAGCAGAGCCCUCCAUGCUGCCAGGGGGCACUGCAAUCCCAUGGCACUCUAUGUUAUUAACCCUGGCAACCCAACGGGUCAAGUCCAGAGCAGGAAGUCUAUUGAGGACGUGAUUCGAUUUGCUGCUGAGGAAAAGCUGUUCCUGCUGGUAGAUGAGGGAUACCAGGAUAGUGUGCAUGAUCCAGAGUGUGAGUUUGUGUCUUAUAAGAAAGUGCUUUUUGAGAUGGGCCCACCAUAUUCCAACUCUGUGGAGUUGGUCUCCUUCAACUCCAUCUCGAAAGGAUACUUUGGCGAAUCUGGUCUGCGUUGCGGCUAUGUGGAGUUUGUGAACCUGGACCCUGCAGUGAUGGGACACGUGUACACCUUGUUUUCCAUUGACUCCUGCUCACCUGUCUUAGGGCAGAUCAUUCUGGAUAUCAUGGCUCAUCCACCACAACCAGGAGAUCCUUCCUACCCAACAUUCUCUGAAGAAGUCAGAGCCAUAAAGAACACACUGGCCAGUAAUGUGCACAGGAUCCAAACAGUUCUUGGUGCCCUACUUGGAAUCAGUGUCCAGCCCAUCAAAGGGGGCAUAUUUGCUUUCCCUCAGGUCCAUAUCCCACCACGUGCCAUACAGCAGGCUAAGGAGGCUGGCAUAGAGCCUGAUGUUUUCUACGCCAGUUGCCUUCUGGAGGAGACUGGGCUGUGUGUGGGAGCAGGCUGUGAGCAUGGCCAGAGCAAAGACACUCACCACAUCAGACUGUGCAUCGCAACCCCAACAGAGAACAUGGAGGAGGUGCUGAACAGGCUGUCCACAUUCCACCUCAGCUUCCUGAGCCGCUUCUCCUGACCAGGCUGAGGACACGACUCCUGCGGUGCCCAUCUACGUGUCCAUGAUCUGAUGAGCUACUGAGACUGGCAUUGACAGCCAUCACAAAACCGAUUGAAUCACUGAUCAUAUGGAUGGCUUCUUCCACAAUGCCAGUGCUAUUUAAUCAAUGAAAUGUAAGGCUGAAUGAGCAGUCAACCUUAAGUUGAUAAAAAAAAAUCACAAAAAAGUUUGGAUUUAUGGAAUUGUCUUUCUAGUAUGCAUUUCAACAUCAAAUAUACAUAUACUGUAUAACAAUGGAACAUAAAUCCUUUUUAGUUUGAGUUAAAUAACAAGUUAAAUGUGCCAUGCAUUAAUGCAAAAUAAGCAUGAGUGCAUGAGCCACUGUGGCAAAACCAUUGUACUUUUUUACACUCAGAUGCACUUUGUCCAUCAUUCAGAUUAGAGUGCAAUGUAUUUUAAUACAAACUAGAAAAGCACUCAGAGAGUGCAGACCUCCGCCUGCAUUGUUCUUCCUAGGUUGUCAUACAUUUGAACCUAAACUAUUCAGAUUGCCACCACAUGGCCAUACCAUGC
Molecule: messenger RNA, 2261 nt
Organism: Sardina pilchardus (European sardine)
Lineage: Eukaryota; Metazoa; Chordata; Actinopteri; Clupeiformes; Clupeidae
Product: alanine aminotransferase 2-like
Exons: 11
Coding region: 273-1706 (477 amino acids)
Biological process (GO): biosynthetic process
Molecular function (GO): pyridoxal phosphate binding; L-alanine:2-oxoglutarate transaminase activity
Source: RefSeq, a predicted model, not a curated record